Messenger RNA from Mitosporidium daphniae, 288 nucleotides. RefSeq lists its product as uncharacterized. NCBI's taxonomy places the organism in Eukaryota, Fungi, Microsporidia. The record is from RefSeq and is a predicted model, not a curated record. The coding region runs from base 1 to 288 and encodes 95 amino acids. The transcript has a single exon.
AUGCAGUCGCAAACCGGGCAUGGUGCUGCAAUUUCGUCGCUUGCGAGCGGCUCUUCCAUUGCCGCCUUGGAUGGCCGCCUCGCAGCCUCCCCAAACGCAAGGGUCCCAUGUGUGGAGAUAGCCUCAAGCUCCUCGUCCAUGGAUGAAAUUACAAUUCGAAAGAGCUCCUCGCCCAUGAGAUCCUCGUUUGCACCGAGGCCGCCAGCUGACCUCGCUGCAUGUAAAGACUAUAGUUCACACAUACGGAUUGCGGUGCUUGGAGACGGUACACCGCGGUUUUUAUUGUAG